GUUGCGGUUCGGAUUUCCAGUGAGCGAUUGAUAGCUCCUUCCCAUUUACUCUUACACUGUGCUCUAUCAUUUCUUCCUUCCCGCCUAUUGUUCUUACCGUUCUUGGAAAGUCACGUAUUACUGUACUAGAGGUACCUACUUUACUAUACUUACUGUACUAUACUGUAGGAUAUCGUUCCUUUUAUCGUGUCAUCCUGGGACCUUGUAUACCAUUCGUGGGUUAAGUCCGGUGAAUAGAAUCUUGAUAUCAGUGUUCAAAGAUGGGAGGCAGCAACGAUUGGGCCCAAAACUACCUUGUCGACCCCCUCACAGCCCCCGAACCCAGCGCCGAGACGGGCCCGGGUACUCGCUUUCGUUCGACAUUCCAGGCACCAUCCGAGAGCAGCACCGCCUCUCUUCUUCCCCCAUCCGCCGUGGCGGCGCUGGAACAGGAGUUCACGGGACCGGACAGCACCAGGCGACAUCUGCCGUCGACCAAUCCAUCCCUCCGUUCGCAACCCGGCGGAGGCCCCAUUAAGAAUAGCAUCAAGCCGACGACCGUGAACAUGCAAGGCGGAGCGAAUGGGUAUCUCACCCCGCCGACUUCUGCGAGUCCCCGCGUUGCGACGUUCGAAGACCCGCGUACCACACGAACUUCGCCGCGUCCGAACUUGCCGAAAAACCGGAGCAGCUCGCACAGUGGCAUCGCCCGACCGCUGCCGCCCUACCAGCAUUCCUCCCCUCCUGGUCACCGUACACACGGUCGGGGAGAUUCGUUGGGCGGCUGCUUCCCGGGGGAUCAAUCCUACACGCCGCUGCAGACCAUCCGAUCCGACAGCAAGCGGGCGAACCGCUCCCCGCAUCUGAAGAAGCGCCACCAGCCCCGUCCGGACACCAUUGACAAACUGGACAUCACAUCGGGCAUUCCGUACCACCACGAGGGGCCGUUCGAUGCGACGCUCGCGGCGAGAAACGCCAACUUCGAGAGUAGCCCGUUGGAGGCGGUCAGGGAUAGCAACGAGGAGGCGUUGCGGGCCGCCCCACGCGAACGGGUCAUCGAUUCGGUGCGCGGUCACCGGCCGUUGGUGGGGGUCGCAUCGGUGCCCCCGGGCGAGAUGGACCGGUUCGGCAGACAGAUGGAGUACCAAGAGGGGGAAAAUAUGAUGACUGAAGGUGACAAUGCGUACAAACGCUGGCCGGGAAUGAAAUACCACCCAGACGAUCACAAGGGUAAAGGCGAGCCCAGUUUCUCCGAGGAUCGUGCCGCCGAAGAGAAGCGAGUUGCGAGCGCCGAACCAGGUUUCGAUGAACGAGGCAUCCCAAUGCUGACUCGUAACAAGACUACCGGUAUUGACGGGGAACCAGGCCAAGGCAAGGACACAGACGAUGUUGGUCUACAAAGGAGCACAAGCCGUCGCGCCAUCGGCGAUGGACUGAAGAGAAGACUUGGGAGUCUGAGGAAGAAGAAAGACUGAACGGUUCGAAUUCUUAACGAGAAAAUAUGAAAGAACCCUUGAAAUUGGUGCACACAAGUUGGAGUGAGGUAAUUAGUAAUUGGUACAGAUCGGAUAACACGCCGAACUGAAUGAUUCGGCAAUUGGAAAUGGAAAAAUGGGAACUGCCCUGCUACCUAGCUGGCUGCUCAGGUUAACAUCGAUACACCAUCCAUAGAGUAAUAGCAUAAAGAAAAGCUGGCGAUUU
This is a messenger RNA of Eremomyces bilateralis CBS 781.70, 1680 nucleotides long. RefSeq lists its product as uncharacterized. Lineage: Eukaryota; Fungi; Ascomycota; Dothideomycetes; Eremomycetales; Eremomycetaceae. The transcript has 3 exons. The coding region runs from base 261 to 1454 and encodes 397 amino acids. Gene Ontology annotation, cellular component: cytoplasm. The record is from RefSeq and is a predicted model, not a curated record.